Messenger RNA from Orbilia oligospora ATCC 24927, 777 nucleotides. RefSeq lists its product as uncharacterized. Gene Ontology annotation, molecular function: acyltransferase activity, transferring groups other than amino-acyl groups. Lineage: Eukaryota; Fungi; Ascomycota; Orbiliomycetes; Orbiliales; Orbiliaceae. The coding region runs from base 1 to 777 and encodes 258 amino acids. The transcript has 2 exons. The record is from RefSeq and is a predicted model, not a curated record.
AUGGCGAAUCCCAAACCAUCAUCACAUUCAAAACUUGAAAUCACCAGACUCGAAGCCGCAGAUAUCGACGCCGCGAUCGAGACAAUUCAACUCGCUUUCGCCGGUGACCCGUUCGCUGAUUGGAUAUACGACCGCUCUAAAUUCUCGUCGAAACGAAAUCAUGCCUCACUUACAAUUCGUAUGAAGUGGGGUAUGCGAAAUGGUCACAUCUAUGUCGCGCAUACUCCGGAACGUAAAUGUGCUGGUGUAGCAAUGUGGGUUGGUCCGAAACCGCUGGAGGAGGGACCUACUUGGGAUGACUGGUGGCAGGAUUGGAUGUUGUGGUUCAGACAAUUGGGUAUGAAUACGAAGUUUGGGAGGGGUGGAUUGAAAGUUAAGCGCUACUACCUCUGGAAAGAAUCGCAAUCGAAACUACAAUCCUCAGUCUGGACAAACCCCGAAGGGUACUGGUUCUGUAAUAUCCUCGCAAUCCACCCUGAUUGCCAAGGAAAAGGCAUCGGAAAGAAACUCAUGAACGAGGUUUUCGAUAUCGCAGAUUCAGAAGGCAUCCCCUGUUACCUCGAAAGCUCGAAGUUUGAGCCCAAUGUCAAGAUUUACGAGAAGAUGAAGUUUAGGUUUGUGAAGGAGGUUAAGUGUGAUGAUGGGGAUGGUGCUUGUACUCUGUUUAGCAUGAUCAGAGACGCUCCGAUUAAGGGUGGAGAGGAAGAGAGUUCUAGUGAAUCGAGUGAAGAGUCUGGAAGGGAUGUCGACGCUAUUGUUGAUGCCGUUACUCCUUAA